This is a messenger RNA of Colletotrichum truncatum, 258 nucleotides long. The record is from RefSeq and is a predicted model, not a curated record. NCBI's taxonomy places the organism in Eukaryota, Fungi, Ascomycota, Sordariomycetes, Glomerellales, Glomerellaceae.
AUGCCGUGGCCCGAAAUGACGGGACCGGGUCGCAUCGGCCUGGACGUCGACGAGGCGGUGGGGGCGGAGGAUGUCAUCGGAAAAGAUAGGGACGGGGUGAACAAGGUGGACAAGGAGCUUAGCCAUGGAGAUGAAGUCGGCAACUGGGGGGAGGACGAGGACGAGGAGGAGAAUGGGGCCCACGAUUGGCGACAGGGAAUGCGCACUACGCAUAGCACAGCAGACUGCCGGCCGGACUGCAAAAGAGACAAGCCGUAG